Molecule: messenger RNA, 1827 nt
Organism: Aspergillus ochraceoroseus IBT 24754
Lineage: Eukaryota; Fungi; Ascomycota; Eurotiomycetes; Eurotiales; Aspergillaceae
Exons: 4
Coding region: 1-1827 (608 amino acids)
Biological process (GO): activation of GTPase activity; nucleocytoplasmic transport
Cellular component (GO): nucleus; perinuclear region of cytoplasm; cytosol
Molecular function (GO): GTPase activator activity; small GTPase binding
Source: RefSeq, a predicted model, not a curated record
AUGGGGAAGCUCAAUUAUUCAGCGAGAAAGAUCGGUGGAAUUAAGGCGGGCCAGGUUGUCUCUAAGGACCUCAAGAAACGUAUCCCCCCAGGCACCGGAUCCAAGGCAGCAGCAAGAGACCCAACUCUUGAAAUUGACAUCGCUUGCAAAGACCUUACUGAUGCGGGAUUCGCCCAGUUCAUCGAUGAUCUGAUUGAUUGUGUCAAGUACCGCAAUGAGCAGCACCCAUCUGGCCUGACCAAGGUUACCGAGUUCCAUCUGCAGAGUAACCAGCUCACCAUCCAGUCCCUGGCGAAGCUAGCUGAGGUGAUCACUCUCAGUCCUGGAGAUCUGCGAGAGCUUGAUUUAUCUCAGAAUGAAAUCCAGGUUGUUAGCGCAGAGGAGCAGAUGAUCUGGAAUUCCUUUUUGAAAUCAUUUACCAACUGCUUUAUGCUUAAGAAACUGGAUCUUAGUGGUAACCCACUUGGACCUGUGGGGUUGGAGAUCCUGGCCCGUGUUUACAUCAAGAGUGACCUUGAUUAUCUUGAAGCUGAUGCUGGGGCUAUUAUCGGAACAAAGCUGGAUGAGGAAGUUGAUGUUGUUUCUGAAGAGCUUGCUGCUUUGAAAAAUUUGAACAGCGAGAAAGAAAAUGAGAGUUCUCGUGCGGGUCGUGUGAAGAAAUCGCCUUGUAAGGGAAAGGUUGUUCGUCAGAAUGCUGCCUCCCACUCAACUGCGGUUGCAAACAGCAAGGCUUUUACUGCCGCGGACUUGAAGAAGUACACCUGCACUAGAGGUCUCCGCUCAAUCCCCUAUCUUAAUUUGUCAGAUUCCGGGAUCAGCGUCUGCAGCGCUGUGCAUUUAUCCUGUAUGCUCCAGAUGCAGCGUACUCCCGAGCAGCUUUUGGCGUUCCUCCCUACGGGAAAAGCCUAUACCAUUCACGAAUGCGAAAAAAGCUCCAAAAGUAUUGUUUGGAAGCCCAAUGGCGGCCUUGCACCAUUUGCGACGAAGCUCCUUGAAGUGGCUGAGACUAUCCAUGAGUCCAGAGUCCAUGUUUCGUUUGAGGAUGAGGAGUCUGGAACCGACGGCGAUGACCAGAGAAAGCUACAGAGCAAGCGUGUGCUUGAGUAUAGCCGGCUCUCCAAGCGAGUUCGCAUGGAAUUUCUUAAGCACGAAGGAGUGCAUGCCAGUCAAAUUUCCAUCACGGCGUUGAAGAUGAUGAUCGUCGCCCGUGCCCUUUUGCUCAAUGAUCAGGAUCGGAACGCGGAGACUGGGUCAGAAGAAGAGGAAGAAUCAGCUGUCGAGGAAGUUGCAGUUGAAGAGCGCAUUGAAGAGCCUGAGCCCAAGCCGGAAAAGCCUAGGCGAACCGUGCGCUUUUUAUGCGAUUUAGAGCCGAAAUAUUCAUUUCCUAUCGGGCCAUUCCACCCAGCCGCUGAGAGGUUCGAUGCUGAGUUUCCUGCCCUUCGGCCAACCAACUACAAAGACGUCCCUGCCGCACCCCCUGUUGCUGCUAAGCCUGUCGAGCUGAAGACCGAACAAUCAUUAGAGGCGAGCGGCAACCAGUCUCACCGUUGCGAAAAUGUACCUGCUCGUCACUUGAGUGCUCCUCACAAGACUCGCAAGGGGGAAGGACGCUUUAGAGUUCCGUUGGACAUCUGGCGUCGAAUUAUCGCGGAGGCAGUCGGUGCCGAUGGCAUUUUGGACCAAGAACAGCAAGACCAAAUUCUCCACUACGCCUCCGAUUGGGAUAUAGUCGCUUACGAGCUGACUAUCAAGGGUACCGAAGACCACCAGCAGAUCUGGAAGUUCUUGGAGACUGUGAACUGCUUUGCUUAUACCCCUUUGGCUUGA